Gadus macrocephalus (Pacific cod) is the source of this 4155-nucleotide messenger RNA. RefSeq names its product astrotactin 1 (gene astn1). NCBI's taxonomy places the organism in Eukaryota, Metazoa, Chordata, Actinopteri, Gadiformes, Gadidae. The coding region runs from base 33 to 4022 and encodes 1329 amino acids. The record is from RefSeq and is a predicted model, not a curated record. The transcript has 24 exons. Gene Ontology annotation, biological process: neuron migration; neuron cell-cell adhesion.
UUCCGUUUCUGUGAGGAGACGAGCGGAUCAACAUGGGGUCCGGGAUGCUGCUGUCUCUGUUUUUGCUGUCGCUCCCCUGGAUGGUUUUCGCGGGGGAAUCGAGACGAACGCUCGGCUCGGAGCGGAUGGCUGAGGACCAGAGGGAGGACAUGGAGUGUAAGGUGAAGAGCGUGACCGUGUCCGCGCUCCCGUUCCUCCGCGAGAAUGAGCUGAGCAUCAUGCACUCCCCGUCGGCCUCCGAGCCCAAGCUGCUCUUCUCCGUCAGGAACGACUUCCCCGGAGCGGUGGAGGUGGUGGACGACCUGGAGAACACCGAGCUGCCCUACUUCAUCCUGGAGAUCUCGGGCAACUCGGAGGACAUCCCCUUGGUGCGCUGGAGGCAGCAGUGGCUGGAGAACGGGACGCUGCUGUUCCACAUCCACCACCAGGACGGCAGCGGCCAGCCGGCCGGCCUCUCCCCCACCGCCGACACGGCCCGCGACUCAGCCGACGAGGAGCUCCGCAUCCUGCACAUCUCUGUCAUGGGUGGGAUGAUCGCCCUGCUGCUGUCCAUCCUGUGUCUGGUGCUCGUCCUGUACACGCGGCGCCGCUGGUGUAAGGGCCGGCGCGUGCCGCAGCCCCAGAAGAGCGCCAGCGCCGAGGCAGCCAACGAGAUCCACUACAUCCCCUCGGUGCUGAUGGGGGGCCAGGCCCGCGAGAGCCUCAGGAACUCCCGGGGCCAGGGGCCCAACUCCAGUGGGACCCUCAGCAUCAGGGAGACCCCCAUCCUGGACGGGUAUGAGUAUGACAUCACAGACCUGCGCCACCACCUUCAGAGGGAGUGUAUGAAUGGCGGAGAGGACUUCGCCAGUCAGGUGACCCGGACGCUGGACUCACUCCAGGGCUGCAACGACAAGAAGAACAUCGACCUCACUCCUGUGAGUGACAACACGAAGCUGGCUCUGAUGAACAAGUACAAGGACAACAUCAUCGCUACAAGCCCGAUCGACAACAACCACCAACACAACAGCCUGCUGACGCACAACACGUCCACCAGCCAGCGCAAACGCCUGUCCAGCAACACGCGCACGGGCUCCACCUUCCUGACCCCUGACGGGGACUCUGGGACGGAGGCGGACAGCGACCCCCAGCUCACCUUCUACACCGACCCGCACCGCAGCCGGCGGCGCAGCCGCGGCCUCCGGAACGGGUCGGCCACCAGCGGCUGGGGCUCCGGGGCCGGUUCCCCUCGUAGCCCGAUCAACAAGACGACCCUGACCCUGAUCAGCGUGGUGAGCUGCCUGCUGGGGCUGGUCUACGCCUCCCACCUCUCCUGCACUCUGGCCGUCCGCAUCAUCCUCCACGUCCCGGAGCACCUCAUCGCCGACGGCUCCAGGUUCAUCCUGCUGCAGGGGAACCAGUUCGACGCGUCUGAUUGGCUGAACCCGGCACAGGUGUUACUGUUCCACCAGCAGAACGCCAGCGGGCCCUGGGUCAACGAGCUGUGUGGCCGCCGCCUGCUGGACCCCUGCGAGCACCAGUGUGACCCCGACACAGGAGACUGUUUGUGUCUGGACGGCUACAUGAAGGACCCGGUCCACAAACACCUCUGCAUCCGCAACGAGUGGGGGCCCAACCAGGGCCCCUGGCCCUACACCAUCUUCCAGCGCGGCUUUGAUCUGGUCCUUGGAGAACAGCCCUCUGACCGCAUCUUCAGGUUCACCUAUACUCUGGGAGAGGGCAUGUGGCUGCCCUUGAGCAAGAGUUUUGUUAUCCCCCCUGCUGAGCUGGCGAUCAACCCCUCAGCCAAAUGCAAGACGGAUAUGACUGUGAUGGAGGACGCUGUGGACGUACGGGAGGAGCUGAUGAUCAGCUCCUCGUUCGAUAGCCUGGAGGUGCUGUUGGACUCCUUCGGCCCGGUCAGGGACUGUUCCAAGGACAACGGAGGCUGCAGCCGCAACUUCCGCUGCAUAUCCGACCGCAAGCUGGACUCCACCGGAUGUGUGUGUCCACCAGGCCUCAGCCCGAUGAAGGACGGAACCGGAUGCUAUGACCACCACAUCGGGAUCGACUGCUCCGACGGGUUCAACGGAGGCUGUGAGCAGCUGUGUCUGCAGCAGCUGGCUCCCCUAGAGGAUGACCCCACUCUCUACAACAUCCAGAUGUUCUGUGGCUGUAUAGAGGACUACCGCCGUGGUCCGGACGGCCGGUCGUGCCAACCCCUCUCGGAGGUCUGCACGGAGGGCGUGGACUGCGGCGAGCCCGCCGACAUCCCGGCCAAUCAGACGCUGUUCGGAGACCUCUUCUACGGCUACAACAACCACAGCAAGGAGAGCAGCUCAGGGCAGAUCCUCAAGGCACCUUCAGAUGAAGCCACUCCAGGGUCAUGUUAUUGUGAUGUUAACAGUGUAUGUUUGUUCAGGCAUGGUGAACUACAGCGAGGUGUCGGGUUAAGGGUUAGGGGUCAUGUUAUUGUGAUGUUAACAGUGUAUGUUUGUUCAGGCAUGGUGAACUACAGCGAGGUGUCGGGUUAUCCUCUCGUUCAGCACUGGAAGCUCCGCUCCGUCCAGUACCACGUCAAGCUCAACCAGUGGGUGCUGUCGCAAGCCUUCAGCUCGGCCCUCCACUCCCUCGAUGGGCGGACCCAGAGGAGCGACUUCGUCUCCAUCCUGGCGGAGUUUGGGAACCACUAUGUCCAGGAGGCGGUCUACGGCUUCCAGGAGACCUGCACCAUCUGGUACCCCAACAAGCAGGUCCAGAGGCAGCUGUGGCUGGAGUACCAGGACAUCAGCAAGGGUAACUCCCCCUCGGAGGAGUCGGAGGAGCGGGACAAGGAGCCGCGGACCCUGACCUACCCGGCCUACAUGGCCAGCCUGCUGGACUCGGGGUCCCAGCGCGUUGUGGGCGGGGUCCGCAUGGACUGCUCCAGCCAGGGCCAGUGCCCCCCCUCCUGCCACCUCUGUCACAUGUCCCCCUCUUCCCCCUCCUCCUCCUCCUCCUCCUCAGCGGGGGGCCGGCAGCAGUCCGAGCCCGUCCUCCUCCAGAUCACCCGGGCAACGCCCAUCGUGGAGCUGGUGUCCAACAACGAGACCUAUCAGGCCCUACAGGAAGCCAUGAUGAGCAUGCUGUGGUGCUCGGGGAGAGGUGAUGUCAUCGAUGACUGGUGCCGCUGCGACUCCAGCGCCUUCGGGGCCGACGGCCUGCCCACCUGCGCCCCCCUCCCCCAGCCCAGGCUAAGGCUGUCCCACACCUACGAGCCCAGCAGCUCGCUGGUGAUCGUGGAGUGGAACCACGCAGAACCGCUGAUCGGAGUCCGCAUCGUGGACUACCUCAUCAGCCAGGAGAAGGUCACGGAGAGGAGCGACCACGGCAAGGUGGAGACCGAGUCUGUCCUCAGUCUGGUGGAUGACGUCCUGUCGGGGGCUAAGUCGCCGUGUGUGAUGCUAGGAGACGUCCCCGACCUCCAGGCCUCCACCCUCAGCCUGAUCAUCCGCUGCCUGGAGGCCGACACCACCUACAUGUUCAGGUUGUGGUCAGUGGACAACACAGGUCGGAGGUCGGGUCCCAGUGAGGUCACCAUCAAGACCCCGUGCCCGGCCGUGGACGACGUCAAGGCCCAGGAGAUAGCGGAUAAGAUCUACAACCUGUUCAACGGCUACACCAGCGGUAAGGAGCAGCAGACGGCCUACAACACGCUGAUGGAGCAGAGCCCGCCCACGCUGCACCGCGUGCUCUACCACUACAACCAGCGCUACCACGGCUUUGGGGAGUUCACCUGGCGCUGCGAGGACGAGCUCGGGCCCAGGAAGGCCGGUCUGAUCCUGUCCCAGCUGGAGCAGCUGUCAGGGUGGUGCCGGGGCCUCCUCCAGGAGCCCCGCAUCGGCCUGCGCCGGAUGUCCCUCCGCUUCCUGUCCUGCCGCUACAGCGACACCAAGGCCUUCGGCCUCAACUGGGUGGACCUCGGCCAGGACCUCCGCAAGGCCUGCGAGGACCAGACCCUCGCCGUCAUGUACAACGACUAUGGCGAGGCCAGGGACCUCUGAGAGACCUGGGCCCCCAGGGACCUCUGAGAGACCAGAGGCCCCCAGGGACCUCUGAGAGACCGGAGGCCCCCAGGGACCUCUGAGAGACCUGAGGCCCCCAGGGACCUCUGAGAGACCGGAGGCCCCCAGGGAC